Coffea arabica (coffee) is the source of this 2030-nucleotide messenger RNA. NCBI's taxonomy places the organism in Eukaryota, Viridiplantae, Streptophyta, Magnoliopsida, Gentianales, Rubiaceae. The record is from RefSeq and is a predicted model, not a curated record.
GUCAUCUAAAUGUGUCAUUCAUCGUACCAUCAGCUUCAGUACUCCCGGCUAAAGGCAACCAAAUCAUCCUAGAGACGGCCUUCUCAAAUCUUCUGGUGCUGAUUGCUGUAAUCUUCAUGGAAAAAAGUUGCAGAAAAUUAGGUGCACACAAACGUAUGCACUUUUCUUGAACUUCAUUUUUGGUAUUUUACUAUUUGUCCAGAAUCUAGCGAUACCCAAUUCUUGAAAUUUUAAAAUUCCAUCUUGUCUUACCACCAAGACAUAGCCCCCUAAAAAUCCCUAAUAAUGAGAUUCCGACAUUAGCAAAUAAUAUAGAAUUGGGGUUUUUUGAGGCUAAUUUAAUUUACAGUUAUUUGAUUGAAAGAUGGAGAGUUCUGGAUCCUGCAAGAAUUGCAGCAAGAGAACCCUCGUAGUAGAUGGUGAUACUGGCAACUUGGUGUGUUCAUCAUGUGGGGUUGUUCAGGAUUUUGAGAAUUUUCAAGCCCACAUUGGCGGUAUUACUGGCCCUACUGGCACCUUUGUCCGCGUAGGCACGGCGGGCUCCGGUAGUGUGUAUAGCUACAAGCAAACUAAAGUUUAUCAAGCUCAAAAACUGAUAGAAGAUUUGAUAUUUAAGUUAGGAUUAGCGGCCUCACGGUAUGAUGAAGUUAAGGCCAUGGUUGAGAGGAUAACAGAGGGUGAAUAUGGUCAGGGGAGAUGGUUUCCAAUUUUUGUUGGGGCUUGUGCUUAUGUUGUAUUGAGGAAGGAUAAGAAAAGCUUGCCGAUUGUUGAAGUGGCGAAUGUGGUCGGUUGUGAUAUUAGUGAGUUGGGAAGAAUGGUGCAUCGGGUUGUGGAUUUUCUUGAUCUGAAGUUGCCUGAGUUUGAUAUUGUUAGCUCGUUUGAACGUGCAAUUAGGAGUUGUCCGAGCUUUAGUGGGGUUGAGGAGGAAAUUGUUGGAAGGAUGUUGAAGCAAGGGGUGUUCUUGGUGCAGUGCUCGAUGAAGUGGUAUUUGACUACAGGGAGAAGACCAAUGCCCAUUGUGGCUGCCAUUUUGGUGUUUGUUGCAGAGUUGAAUCAGGUUCACGUGAAGAUUGAAGAGGUUGCAAAGGAGCUGUAUGUGGCAGUGCGAACGUGUAAGAAGAGGUAUAAGGAGCUGUUGGAAAGACUUGUUAAAGUUGCGCAACUCUUACCUUGGGGGAAAGAUAUUACUGUCAAGAAUAUUAUCAGGAAUGCUUCUUCAGUAAUUCAGUACAUGGAGUUGAAGUCGUCAUCAAGGUGCAGUGGAAAGAAUCGUUUUGAUCAUGUCGGUUUUGAUUUGGAUGAUUUAGUCGCUGACUGUUUGAACAAAGAAAUCAGGUACAGGUAUGAUACUUGUGAUGUGGAAAAGGACUUGCAGUAUUUUGAGGUGGAGAAUUCUCCAACUUUGAGAAUAGAAGGAACCAAUAAUCUCCAGAUUUCGCAUGAAUGCUUGGCCAUGAUUUAUUCAAAUUUCUUAGAUCGCUUACCAUUGAUUAAGUCUUCUGCAGAAAUAGAAGAGGCAGAUUGGACAAAACAGGAGAAGGGAUAUGACAUUUACACUUGUAGAGAGUGGUGGACAGGCAAAUCAGAAAUGAGCAAGAAACUUUUGCUGAAGCAAAUUAUUGAGAAAGAUGUUGGAUUGAAUGCAAACCCUCCGUCUUUUGAUAGAGGAAACUUGACAUAUCAAAGGAGGAGAGAAAAGAUAAAUGCUGCUAAAUCACGCAUUCAGAGGAUUUUGCAUCCAUCUGAAGCUGGCUUUGGUGAUGGAAAGGAUCUAUGUCUUGCACAAUGUAUAAGUGCUAACAAUAAAAGGAAAAUACAAGUUGAUGUUGACUGGGAAGAUUUGAUUAUUGAAACACUUCUCCUUCAUCAAGUGAGAGAGGAGGAGAUAGAGAAGGGGUAUUACAAUGCCUUGUUGGACUUGCAUGUAUUUAAUCUCUGAAGUAUGAAAUGUUUUAGAUUCAUAAUGAAGCAGAAUACAAUGCAUCAUUUUGACAGUUCUAGGAUAUUCCAAGUCCUGAACAGUUCAGCAA